AUGGUAGCCAACACCGACGUCAUCGCGCCUGACGGUAGCACAAAUCAGCAACAACACCACGGCGGGGAGGUUGAAAAAGAAAAAUCACAGUCUGCGCGACCAUUCUCGGACGGCAGGCCCUCAGAUGGCGACAGCGAAUUUGCAAAACAAGCAGACAAGCUCUCACUUCAAAAGUCUUGCGGGAGUGACAAGCACGAUAAUCCUGCCGUAGAGGCCCGCUUCGUUUCUCCGCAGGAUACGGUACUUGUCACCUCCAACGGCGAUAGGUUACCCGGUGUGCCAGUGGAGGAGGCUCACAGGUUGAACCAACUCCGCCAAGGAUUGAAUGAGGAAAAGAAUGCCGAGCCCACUGGUCCGGCCGCCGAGAAUCCUGCUGGAGAGAAUGGGGAAUCAGAGACAGGGUCAGAUGCGCCCCCUAAUGAGAAGAGCGAGGCGGCUGUACCGCUUGAUGAGCAGACCGCCAAAACAAAGAACGCCAAGUCAAUACAGGAGUCAACUCAAGGCAACCUGACCAAAUCGAUGCCGCCAUCGCACACGAACCCGCUGUUCCCGCCGUUACCUCUCUAUGGUCCACCCAGUCUGAUGCGCAACUUGCAAUGCACAACGUUUCGCGUCUCGUCCUUUUUCCUCUCGCUUGGUUUCCUCGGCGUCAUUGUCCUGGGUUCCUUGUUUACCAGCAUACCACCGUUUUGCAGCCGGGCCCUCAAGUACAUGUUACUCAAGAAUCCGGAUGCAGAACGACCAUUCUACGAGGAGGAGAAGCGCCGCGCGUCAGUACGAAAGGAGCUAGAGCGCAGGUGGAGGCGGCGCGGGUCCCUUGACAGGACGGCUCAGGACGUCGAGAACCGUGACGAUGAUGGCUACAUCCCAACAGAGGGCGGUCCGGAUCCCAUCAAGUGCGACGUUGGCUACUACGCCCGCCGCGUCGGGCUCGAUGUCGAGGAGUUCGAGGUUCAGACAGAGGAUGGUUUCAUCAUCGACCUUUGGCAUGUCUACGAUCCACGCGAGUAUGAAGAACUGGAGCCCAAGCAACGGAAAGAACGAGGCCCCGAAGUAUUCACCGGUCCCAAGAGAAAGCUGAAGAACCCAGACGGACCGAAAAGGUUUCCGGUGCUGUUGAUGCACGGCUUACUCCAAAGUGCCGGUGCUUAUUGUGUGAAUGAUGACGAUUCUUUGGCUUUUUACUUAUGCAAAUCCGGCUAUGACGUAUGGCUUGGUAAUAACCGCUGCGGCUUCAAACCAAAGCACACCCUCCUCAAAUACUCAGACCCUCGGAUGUGGUGCUGGAAUAUACGACAGAUGGGCGUAUUUGACCUCACUGCACUCACAUCUAGGGUCCAGUUCGAGACUGGUUUCGAAAAGAUCGGUCUGGUGUGCCACUCCCAAGGCACCACGCAAACAUUUGUCGCCCUAGCCAAAGAGCAACGACCCGAGCUCGGUGAGAAACUGAGCGUCUUCUGCGCCCUGGCGCCGGCGGCCUACGCCGGCCCGUUGAUUGGCAAGAUGUACUUCAAGUUCAUGCGCAUCAUCACCCCGUCCAUGUUCCGCCUGAUGUUUGGCAUCCACGCCUUCAUCCCCUUUAUGAUGACCAUGCACAGCGUCAUCAACCCGCGUAUCUACGGCAAACUGGGCUACAAGGUCUUCUCCUUCCUGUUCAACUGGACCGACACGCGCUGGGACCGCGGUCUCCGCGACCGCUUCUUCCAGUUUGCGCCCGUCUACGUGUCGGCCGAGUCGAUGCGGUGGUGGCUAGGACGCGAGUGCUUCGCAAAUCACAAGUGCAUCCUUGCGACCAAGGAAGAGUGGAAAGCCGAGGAGGAGGAAGAUGCGCAAAACGAUCAGACGGAAGCCCAGCAGCAGCAGGAAUCGACGGGACCAGGCGAGGAUCCGCCGCAGCGUUGGCCACGCAAUCUCCUCUUGGACCCGGAGAACGUCGAUCCGAACAACAUCCGUAGCCCGAGCCUGAGCCCGAGCCCCAAUCCGGAGACGGGUGCCAACGAGCGCCACCAAACCUUGCAGCAGCGCCGACGCCCGCUAGGCGCCACGGCGUGGUACAACAAGCAGGCCCCGCCAUUUGCGUUCUGGGUCUGCGGCCGCGACGACCUCGUCGACGGGCGCAAGCUCCUACGGCGCUUCGAGCGGGGCCGCGAGCCCCACGUGCGCGUCGUCCACAGCAGGGUCCUCGACGAGUACGAGCACCUGGAUGUCAUCUGGGCCAUGGACGCUCCCGACAGGGUCUUUAGCGAGGUCAGGGAGGUGCUCUGGAAGACUUGCAACGUGCGUGACCAGUGCAGGGUCCCCAAGGGGUGCGAAGAAGUCGCGCCCUGGUCGCCCGCUGACGAGGCCGAGGGCGUGGAGCAGCUCAACUACGGAGGCGGUAAGGGUGAAGAUAACGAGUUUUCGGGCAGCAGCAGCGAAGAUUUAUCCACGUGA
Messenger RNA from Pyricularia grisea, 2433 nucleotides. RefSeq lists its product as uncharacterized. Gene Ontology annotation, biological process: lipid metabolic process. The record is from RefSeq and is a predicted model, not a curated record. The transcript is spliced from 2 exons. The coding region runs from base 1 to 2433 and encodes 810 amino acids. NCBI's taxonomy places the organism in Eukaryota, Fungi, Ascomycota, Sordariomycetes, Magnaporthales, Pyriculariaceae.